AUGCCACUAUACGUCGAUCUAAAACAAGCCGCCUUGCGUCAAUAUUAUCGUCGUUUAAUCUGGUUUCAACGUUUACCAAUGAAUCAAAGACUUCUUUUUAUUUGUCUUGCAUCAAUUUUUAUUUUGGGAAUGAUUAUUUUCUAUCGUUCUUAUCCAUCAUCUGAUUCAAUAACGAUUAUAUCAGAUACACCAGUACGUGUUGAUUUUUAUGUUAUGUCAAAAUGUCCUGAUGCAAGAAUAUGUGAAUUAUUAUUCGCUCCAAUUUUAUUAAAAUUAUCUUCAAUUAUUAAUUUUACUGUAUCUUAUAUUGCACAGGGAAAAAGUUCAGAUGAAUUUACCUGUAUGCAUGGUCCAGAAGAGUGUCUCGGUAAUAAACAACAAUUAUGUGUACAACAUAUGUGUUCACAAACAACGUUAAUUAAAUUUCUUCAAUGUCAAUCGAAAAAUCUUGAUAACAUUCCAACUAAUGGUGAACAAUGUGUUAAAGAAGUAUCGGAUAAUACAUUAAAAUGGUCAGAUAUUGAUACAUGUGUUAAAUCAAAUAAAGCCAAUGAAUUAUUUCAUAAAUCAUUAGAAAAAACACGUUCAGCAUCAGCUAAAAAAUCUUGUACAAUCUAUUUAAAUGGAAAAGAUUGGUGUACGCAUGAUGGUGUUUGGUAUGGAUGUUCGGAAGGUUAUGAUGAAAAGAGUUUAAUCAAAGCCAUUUGUUCAAGAUAUAAUGGACCUAAUAAACCAAUUGAGUGUAACACUGCUAUGUAG
Molecule: messenger RNA, 759 nt
Organism: Rotaria sordida
Lineage: Eukaryota; Metazoa; Rotifera; Eurotatoria; Philodinida; Philodinidae
Source: the annotation of a GenBank genome assembly